This is a messenger RNA of Melitaea cinxia (Glanville fritillary), 7510 nucleotides long. RefSeq names its product nucleoprotein TPR (gene Mgtor). NCBI's taxonomy places the organism in Eukaryota, Metazoa, Arthropoda, Insecta, Lepidoptera, Nymphalidae. Gene Ontology annotation, biological process: protein import into nucleus; mRNA export from nucleus. The transcript is spliced from 15 exons. The record is from RefSeq and is a predicted model, not a curated record. Gene Ontology annotation, cellular component: nuclear pore. The coding region runs from base 135 to 7067 and encodes 2310 amino acids. Gene Ontology annotation, molecular function: structural constituent of nuclear pore.
UCAUUAUUUUGCAGGCUGGGUGGGGUAGGUCGUUUAUUGAUCGAGACGGUUGAAAGUUUAUUUCUGGCAGCACCAAUUCAUACUCUUUGCGUCGUUUAUUGUACCUUUAUAGACUCUUUGGUAUCGUGAGAAAAAUGGAAGCCGAGAGUGUGGAAGCCGGUGGAACAAAUCACUUACAAAAUGUUUUAUCUGAAACAGAAAUUGCAGACAUACCAAAUACUGUUACCGAUAAAAUUAAUGCAUUUAUUGAGAAAAAAUUUGAAGAAUACCUGACCUCUAAAGCAUUGUGUGAAACUAGUAAAUCACAAAUAGAUGACAAAAUAACAACUGCUGAAACCACAAUACUUGAAUACAAAACCAAAUAUGAGGAUACUGCUCAGAAACUAUUAGUGGCUGAGGAAACAAUUGAACAACUUGAAAAGCAAGUUGGGUCACUAAAUAAUGAGUUAGAAAAAGCCAGAGAAAAAAUUUGUCGAUUGGAAAAUGAAGUUAUAACAUAUAAAAGUUCUAGGGAUGCUGCAGUUGAUGAACGAAAUGAUCUGACAAGGAUUUUGCAAAGGCGUGAUGCCGAAAUCGAAAGGCUCACUGCUGCUGAAACCUCAUUAUCACAACAACUUCGUGCUGCUAUUGAUUCUAAGUGUGAGGCAUUAGCUUUAAAUGAUGAAAUACAGAACAAAGAACUAUCUUUACAAUACAGAGAAAAGCGAUUGGAUCAAGAAAGAGUUCUUCUUAAUUCUCAAAUAACUGCAUUAAGCGAAGAAGUCAAUAGGCUUACUUCAGAAUUACAAACAGUAAGAUUAAACAACACCAGCAGAUUGGUUAGCUUAGAAACCCAACUAACUGAAAAAAUUGAAGAAUUAAAUAUAGCAAAUGAAACAAUAGAGCAAUUAAAUGAAAUAAAAAAGAACCUUAAUAGUCGUGUUGAAAGUCUUACUCAACGUUUAAUGGAGCAGCGUGAAAUUGAAAAUAAAAUGUCAGAAAACUACAAAAAAGAAUUAGAUGCUAAAUCUAAACUAGCUGAUCUGUUUAAAACUAUGAAUGACGACUCAGAGGCAAAAACUACAGAAUUGACUGAAGGUAUAUCAGAAUUACAGAAGUUGUUAAAUGAAGCCUCUGAAAAAUAUGGCGAGCUAGAAACAAAAUAUAAACAGGCUGAAAUUGACCAUGAGGAAGUGUUGGAGAAAAAGAAUGAAAUUAUUUCUUCAUUAAAAAAUGAAUUGGAGCAUGCUAAUGAUCUAUUAAAAGCUGCCACAGCUCAAAAAUUAGAAAUGGCUCUUAGUGAUUUAGCACCAUCUGCAGCUAUUGCAAGUAAACUAUUGAAGUCAGGAAUGUCAUUAACUCAAAUCUAUUCACAACUGGUGAAGGUAACAGAUGAGUUAGCUCAACAAAAAGAAGAAAAUAAACGUCUUGAUAUGACAAUAAAUAAAAUUGUUCAAGAAUUAGAAGAUAAAGUUCCUUUGCUACAUAAACAAAAAGCAGAUUAUGAUGAAGUGUUAGAAACUAACACUGCUUUGACUCAGCAGAUUGAUGAUUUGUUGUCUGAAUGCAGUAGGCUAAGAGAUUCUUAUGAAGAAUGUGCUAAAAUAUCAAACCAUUAUAACAGAGAAAAUGCUAGACUUAAAGGUGAACUAGCUGACUUAGGAAGGCAAGUUUGCUUUUUGUUAAAAGAAAUAGAACACAAUCGAGGAGGACUACUCAAUGGCGAUCAUGAUUCAUCAAAUACACCAUCAAAUGCUGGUAAUUCAUCUGAUUUAAAUUCAUCUCGAGUUAUAUCAAAGACAUUAGUAACAUUUAGUGACAUUCAAGAGUUGCAAGCUAAUAAUCAAAAGCUGUUAAGAAUGAUUCGAGAAUUAACGGACAAACAAGAAGAAUUGGAAAAGAAUAAAGAACAAUAUGAAAGUGGGGAAAUGGAAAAUAGGAUUGAAACUUUACAACAAAGGGUUACCGAACUAACAGAAGCUCAAGAAAGGCAAACAAAAAUGGUAAAUGGUCUGAUAAGGCAACGUGACAUGUUUAAAAAAUUAUAUCAUGAUCAUAUGAGGGGUAAACGCCAAGAAAUGUCAUCUAUUUUUGAUACUUCUGAUUUAGAAAAAGGGGAUUCAUUUGCAAUGGAUACUGCAACUGAUAAUUCUCCAAAGCGUGUCAAUAAUGAUAUUUCGUCAUUUGAAGCAAAAUAUAGAGAGUCUGAGAAACAACUAGAACUUCUUAAAGAGGAACAUAAAACUUAUAAAGAAGAGAAACUAGCCACUGAAAAAAUGUUGUUUGAACAAAUUGAUAACAUGCGGCAGGAAAUUGCUAAAUUAACGGCUGCCAAUAGUAAAUGUGCUUCAACAUCAGAGUACAAUAACGAACGCCUUAAAAUAUUACAAACUAAUCUAACAACAUAUAAAAAGCAAAUUUCUUCAUUAGAAGAAAAAAAUAAGGCUUAUAAUGCUACAAUUGCCAAACAUGAAGUUUCUUUGCAACAUUUAAGAGAUGAAGUAUUAAAUGCUCAAGGAAAAUUAGCCGCUGCAGAGAUUCAGCUCGAGAAUCUAAAGCUCGAAAACAAACUAUUAAAAGAUGCUGAACUGCGAUUACAAACAGAGAAAGAAAUAGUGAAUCGAGAGAGGCAUGGCCAAUCUUUACUUUUGAAAAACUUAGAACUAAUAAAAGCAAGCUUAGAGCGGGUUGAAGCAGAAAAUCGUGCUAGAAUUGAAACUAGAUUAGAUGAAGCAACUCGGGAGUGUGCAGCUCUAAGAAGAAGAUUACAAGAAGAGCAGGAUAGAUUUAGAGAGUUGUCAGACCAUCUUGAACGUCAAACAGAAACCGCUAAGUCGCGUAUGCAAGAAGAAAAAGACGCUGCCGAUUUGUUGCGGAAAGAAAUUCAACAAUUAAGAGAGCAAUUUGUUGAAAAAAAUAAAAAUAAUGAAGAGUUAGCAAGAAAGCUUAAAAUCGCUCUAUCGCCAAACACAGAUGGUUCGCUUGAUAUUGUUAAAAAAAUGAAAGACUUAGAAAACAAACUGACCGAGAAGGAUGAUCUGAUAAAAUCACUUAGUGAGCAACUUAAUACAUCUAAAGAACAUAUUAAACAAUAUUGUGAUAUCUCAGAAAGUUCUGAGAAAGAACUUAAAAUUUUAAAUGAUGAGUAUGAAAAAUACAAAUUAGAAACAGGAACAAAGCUUUCUGAGAAUAUAAAAAAAAUACAACUACUGGAAGGAAAAUGUUCCGAAUUAGAAGCAGAAUUAUUACUGCAUGCUAAUGGAGACUAUUCCAAUGCAAACAGUGCUUUGAAAAAUGAAUUACAAGCUGUUAAAGAAGAAUUAAAUAACUCAUUGACUGACUUUGACAAUUGCAAAUGUGAAUUGGAUGCUGCUCGAACUGAAAUUACUAAGUUAUCAGAAGCUGUACAAAAAGCAGAAGAGAAAUACACCCAUGAAAUGAUACUACAUUCUACUGACAUUCAAACGUUAUCUCAGGUUAAAGAUGAGUUGUCAAAAGCACAAAAUCAACUAAAUGAAAUUGUAGCUUUAAAAAAUAGUACAAUAGAAAAAAUGGAGGCGGAAAAGUCAUCGUGGAUGGAAAGAGAAAAGAUCCUUACAAGCGAGAACGAGCAAUUAGUUCAGCGCUUAAAGGAUUUGAAUGAUCAAAAUUCGUUAUUACAUGACCAAAUUCAGGCUUUAGGUACACAAUUGUCAAUAACUCAUGCAUCUAGAUCUCGUUCCGAAAGUAUGAAUGAAUCUGCAAACGACUCAAAUAUGAAUAUUUCAGUUAGUGAUGAUGAAGCAAAAUCUUCUGAACAACUAUUCCAAAUAGUAAAAUUCCUAAGGAAAGAAAAAGAUAUAACAAUUGCUAAGUUUGACAUUUUACAAGCCGAAACAAUGAGAUUACGAUCACAAUUAGAAAUUACUGAAAAACAAUUAGAUGAUUGUAAGUUAACCCUUGCUGCUGAAAGAGAAAAGUCUGAGGUAAGUAUGGUAACAGUAAAUAAGCAAUCUGAUAUUUUAAGAAAAAUUGAGACAUUGAAUGCGUUGAUCGACAGUAAUAAGAUAUUGCGAGAAGAACGAGACGCAUUAACAAAGCGUGUCGAAGAAUUAACGGUAACAAUUAAAUCUUUGGAAGAUCAAUUAUCACCACUACAGGACAUGAUAGCUGAUUUUACAUCCAAAAAUGAAACAUUGCAAUCUGAAAAUACUUCAUUAAAAGCCGACUGUGCAAGGUGGAGGGCAAGAGUCAAUGCUUUAGUUGAACGUGCUAAUAAAACUAGUCCAGAAGAUUGGAAGAGAUUGCAAAACGAACGGGAAACUUUAGCUAAAAUGUUAACAAAUGAGAAAGAAAAUCUUAAAAAAGUUAAUGAGGAAUUGGGGGCUCUUAAAGUAGAAAAAGCGAAAUUAGAAGAACAAUACAGUCUACUUUCACGCCAACAAAACAACGUAAUGGAAGAAAACAAAAAACUUAAUGAAGAAUUACAAGUUCUUAAAGAUGAUAUGGCACGUUUGACGGAGGAAUUAACAAAAGUUAAAUCGGAAUUUACAUCAGCCACCGAUGGUAAUGCUAAGCUUACAGAAGAGGUUUCUAACAAAGAAGCUGCCCUUAAUGAUAUAAGAAAUAAAGAGAUGCAAAUUAGAAAAAUCGCAAAAAAAUAUAAAGCACAGUAUGAGGAACUUGUAAAAACAGUUGAAGAAGAAAAGAAAAAGCAGGAAGGUGAAGCAGCUGCUGCUGGUGCAGUAUUAGUGGAAAAUACCAAAAAAAUAGAAGAACAGUUAACUGAAUUACAAUUGCAACUAGAUUUAGAAAAGGCUAAUAACGAAAGACUAAAACAAGAACUUGAGGCACUCAAAACUGCUAAUAUGGAUAAAGAAGAAAAAGCUAAACAAGUUUUAAAGCAAGCUAAAAGUAAAAUAGUUCAAUUAACGGAACUGAAAAAUUCUCUUAGCCGUGAGUUAGACGAAUUACGUAAUAAAAUUGGGACCAUCGAACAAAGUACCCGUGACGAACAAGACGCUAGGUUAGAACUUAUAAAGUCGCAAUAUGAAGGACGAUUAACCCGUUUAGAGAAAGAACGAGGAGAGGCACAAGCAGAGAAAAAUAGAGAAGUUGAUGCUAGGAAUAGAGAGGUCGAAUCACUAAUGCAAAAAGUUAACAUACUUCAAAGACAAUUAGCUAACCAGACAUCGGCAUCUAAACAACAAGCCACAACUGAGAAAACUACUACAGAUCCUCCAACUGCAAAUAUCAAACCGAUGGCUGGUGUAGCACAGCAAAGUGUUUCGGCUAGUCGGCGCGGUGGGGAGACACCUCUAGCGUCAAUCCGCCCCAUGGCACAAGUGGGUCCUACUGCUCCACAUGAUGCACAUAGCACGGAGUAUAUGCCUGCGUCCUCUUCAAGACCGUUACCUAGAUCUGCGAUAGCAUCUGCUGCCUCUACUGCCACUGCUGCACCUCCCGAAUCAACACAGGAUAUGGAUACAAGUGAAGCUGGAAUGGGCAGCUCUGGUUCCAGUGAUAGUACAGCUCAGUCUUCUUCUCAUUCCCAAGCGCCACAACAGGCCGUGGCGCUGGUGAUGCCGCGCAUAGAGCAGCCGAGCGGCGCCAACUCGGGCGCGCUCGCGCCGGCCGCCAGCUCGGCGCCCGGCGCACCGCCCGCUGUAGCGCCACCCCUCGCCGGAGGUGUCAGCGCGAGCCCCACGUCGGCGUCCGCGGCUGGCGGGCAGUCCGGCGUGAGUACGUCGCACGCCGCGCCGCUGGUGAGCACGUCGCACGCGGCCCCGGGCGUCAGCACGUCGCAGACAGCUCCUGGCGUCACAACCACCCACACCACUCCUGGUGUCAGCACGUCGCACGCGGCUCCCGGCGUGAGCACGUCGCACGCGGCUCCCGGCGUGAGCACGUCGCACGCGGCUCCCGGCGUGAGCACGUCGCACGCGCCGCCCGACGCUCGUCCACCUAAGCGGCGGUUGCAACAGCGACCGGUGACCGCUAAGCGAACUAGAGUUCAGGGUUUUGAACGUUCAGUAGAAGUGGAAUACCAAGUGCCAACUUCAUCGCGUUGUGAUCAAGACGAUGAAGGUGUCAUCGUAGUAGAUUCCGAGGAAGAUGAUGAGCGCUGUACUGGCACUAUGUAUAGGGAAGGAGAGGAAGAUGAAGAAGACAUGGAGGAGGAGCAGGACGUAGAAGGCGGCGAGGAGGAAGAAGAGGUCGAAGGCGAAGAUGGGGAAACUAUCACUCGCCCGUCGUUCACUCUUGACAGAGUGGUCGUGGUUGACGACGAUUCAUUAGCUAAAGCAGCCCCCGCUAUACGUCUCCACUUGAUGCGGUUUUCAGCGUCUCGAGAACUCUGGACUAUGGAGAUCUGUGUCGCAGCUUUGAUGAGGUCUGUCCAACGCGAGUCGCCGGCGCAGAGCCCCGAGGCGGGCGGAGUGGGCGACGAGGGCGAGGAGAGCGAGCUCGGCGACAGUGGCGCGCGCGCCGCCGCCGAGCCCGACAGCGAGCCGCCCGCGCACCGCCAGGUCGACGCCAUCAGCAGCGGGCCCGAGCCCAGCGGAGCUUUAUCAUUAGGUGGGAGCGGUGCCGACGAUGGCGACGAUAGCAUCGUUCCUUCCACUCCUACACUUUAUGUUCCUAGACGAAAUGACGGAUUCGGUGAGGCGGUAGUGUCGCCGGUGGGCGGCGCGGGUGCCGAGAGCGCGGGCGCGGCGGGGGCGGCGGGCGCGCGCUUCACGUUCGCGGAGGCGGGCGGCGCCGCCUCGCACCACGACACGCACGCCGACCUCGCCGCCGCGCUGCCGCCGCCGCACGCCGCGCACGCCCGUGAUGAAGGAGAGUCACGUGAAUGGGAAGAGUCGCGCGCUGAUGAAGAAGCAACGGCUGUGAGCUCUCAGGGAAGCGAGCCAUCUUCACCACAUCAGGUGGCGGAGGAGGGGCGGGAGGCAGAGGCAAGCGCGGCGCCGCGCCGCGCUGCGCCCGCGCCGCCCGCGCACUCGCCGCACCAGCGCUGGAUGCGCGCCGCCGACAGUGAAAGCGGGCCGCGCGGACGAGGUAUGCGCUCCCGAGGACGGCCAUCACGAAGAUCGCACUACUCGAGGUAUUAAGCCAAGGCAUUGGACGUCCACGACGUGACUUGUAUAUAAUUAUUUUUUUUACAGACUGUUCUAAUUUUGUAUGUUAAUUUAGCGUACUCGGUAUUAUAAUGUCACAUUUAUUUGAAAUGUUUUUCAUGUUAUAAUUGUAAACGAAAUAUCUUCCAUCUAUUUAACGUCUGAGUAUGACGAAUAUAAUAUGACGUAGGUUUAAUGUAUGUUUCCAUAUAACUUUUAAUAGUAUUCGUAAAUAAAAUUUCUUUCAAACAUUUAACUUAAAUAAACCUUUGUCUUAUGACUAACACUAUUAUUAUUAUUAAUGUAAAGUGGAGAGAGAUAAAAAGAAUACAUUUUUUUACGUGUUUAGUUACUAGGACAACAAUUCCAAACUUUAAUAUGGAUACAAUUUUAUUGUCUUUAAUGCAGAUUAUUUAAUAAAAGUGAAAUGGAAUCUA